Molecule: messenger RNA, 1800 nt
Organism: Hymenoscyphus albidus
Lineage: Eukaryota; Fungi; Ascomycota; Leotiomycetes; Helotiales; Helotiaceae
Source: the annotation of a GenBank genome assembly
AUGUGUACCAAACACUUCAUCGGUUUCCCCUGCGGUCACUGUUCAGUUCCAACACUGGUAAAAUGCCCACUCGUCACAUCCGACCCCAGGUUUCCGAUUUGCACAAACCCCGCCGAACAACCGCACCAGUCUGAGACAGUCUGCCACCCUUGCUCCCGCGUACUUUGGAAUAACGAGGUUUUGAAGAAGGAAAAUGAGCACAAACAACUCCACCGAGAUGGAAAGUGCGUAUGUGACACUGUAUUCCAAAAUUUCGAGGAUACCGAUGUUACAGUCUCUACACCGCAGACUCCACAGGCACAAUACUCGUGGACUGAACGGGUCGUACCAUGGACGCCUUACCCACCAUUUAGUAUGGACAUGGCUAUGGGACAAGCUGCUUCGGAGCCAUAUGGGCCUGUGGAGAUGUAUCGAAAGCUCCAGUAUCAACUUGACGAAGAUAGAUUGGCUUUUGCAAAGCAAUACAUUCAAGAGCAUCCUGAGCAGAAGCUUUACUACGAUCACCGGGGAUACAUUUACUUAAACGCUCCCGACAAGAUUGCCAGCCCUCAUGAACUGGGUGUGAAAGUUCCAGCGAGCGCUCAGGAUAUUCAUGGACGACCACCCUUGCCGCCUUCUUCAGGAAGGUCAAAUUUCGUGAUGUAUGACCAGUCUUUUGGUCGAACGGAUUUCGAACGACUGGAUGUAAUUGUGUUGCAAUUGGAGGCUCGGGGGUAUGAUCCAAUUGCUGCUAGGGCGGCUUAUGAUGCAGAUUGCGCUUCGAAGGUUUAUGGAGUUCAGUGGGAUAGAGUGCUUUCUGGCCCGGCUUCUGGUGCUGGCCCGUAUAACUAUGGAGGAAGUGGUAGCGGCACUCCAAUAACCCCAAGUCAAACUUAUGGCGCUCCUGCUGCUGGUUUUGAUGUUGUUGGUCCACCAAACUACACAGGAUCUAGCAACAACUACCCAACUACUUCAAACGCAUCUCACACCCAUGGAAACAGCCAAAUAUCUCUUGCCUCCCCCAACUCUGCAGCACCCCCUCCACCACCCGGCUAUUACACUCCAAACCAAGCGAUGAACCAAACAUGGAACACCACCACACAGCCCUACCAGCCCGCAUUCCAACCAUAUAAUACAGUCGUCGAACCUCAACAGCCAGUAUCGGGAUACGUAGCCAAUCGCGGGUACGGAGGAGGAAAAUACAGACAAGUCAGAUAUGGUCCCGGUCCGAGAUACCACCCAGAAGCCCCUCAACCUUUCUCAGGAGCUCCAAAUGACUUUUACACCCACCCAGGCGCAAGAAUGGCAGCUACAAACCCUUCCGACAACAACAUCGAGUCUCUUACUCAGCUUGAGAAUCUAAACAUUGGUGCUGGGGGCCCUAUGCAACAUAUGUCUCAUCGAGCUGGAUCGCGAGCUAAAGGACGGAGAGGUAGUGUAGGCAGCUAUGCAAAGAGAACCUCCCAACGUACCUCACAGGCUUCCAAAAAUGGUGUUUCUUCCCAUGACAACGCAUUGCCAAAAGUCAAGCUGCCAAAUGCCGGAAAUACUGGUGUAGAAAAUGAAGGAAAUGCCCAAGAAACCACUUCUACCACCACCACACCCUCUCUCACAGCUCCAAAUACCCCAAAUAUCGAGACCCAGGCCGCAGAAAGCGCUUCAGACGCCGUCGAGAGCACCGCAGCAGACCCAGACACCAUUUCCAAUACAGAGAAACUCGAAAAGGAAGAAAAAACACCAUCAAGACCAAAAUCCACCACUUCAUCAGACUGCCCAGACCUCACAUCCCCAGUCAUCGUUCGCAGCCAAAUGGCACAAUAA